AUGUUGAAAUUAGUGUGUAUCAUUCUUGUUUUAGUCUUCGUGGCUGUCAACAGUCAUCCUCAGGGUGGUCGUAAACCUGAACAUGGAGGACACCAUGGACCACAUCGUCCUGAACAUGGGUCAAUCGAAUGCGGAGAACAUGGCAAACAUCUAGGUCACCCAGGAAAACAUCCAAAUCGUCCAUGUCAUCAUGGACUACAUACUUUUCGUCCAACAAGCUCUACAUUAGCAACAACUCAAGAAACAGAAGCAGCAACUCAAGAACCAGCAGCAACCCAAGAACCAGUUGCAACUCAAGAACCGGCAGCAACUCCAGAGGGAGAAACUCAACAACCAGCAGUAACUCCAGAAUCUGAAGAAGCAACUCAGCAACCAUUGUAG
This is a messenger RNA of Adineta steineri, 381 nucleotides long. The record is from the annotation of a GenBank genome assembly. Lineage: Eukaryota; Metazoa; Rotifera; Eurotatoria; Adinetida; Adinetidae.